GUUUGAUUUUUGAUUUCUUAUUUUUCCACUUAAAAACAGAGCAUUAUUUGUGUUUUCUAUAAAUUUCAAAAUAAAUUGUUUAAUUCUAGGACGAAAUGUUCGAAAAAAGAACAGAGAAGAAACAAAAUGAUUCCAAACCUAGAGACGAUGGCGUUGAAUUGGAAAAUCAGUUUAUAUUAAGGAUUCCAGAGGAACCCGCAAAGCUUCUACAUGAAGCCCUUCUGUCUGGGAACCUUAAAGAUCGUCUUGCUAUUAAAAUGGAUAACGAUUUGCGUUAUGGUGAAGUGCGCUUCGAUCAUUGGCUGCUUCAUGCAAAGAUUGUUGAUUUACCAACAAUCAUUGAAUGUUUGAAAACCAUCGACAACAAAAGUUUCUAUAAAACUGCAGAUGUUUGCCAAAUUAUGAUUUGUAAAGAAGAACCCGAUGCCCCAGUUCCCGAGGAUGAAUCUCCGAACAAAGCUAAAAAGAAGGAUCCAAACAAGGUUGAUAAGAAAUUCCUUUGGCCCCAUGGCAUAACUCCACCAUGCAAGAACGUCCGAAAGCGCCGUUUUCGAAAAACUCUCAAAAAGAAAUACGUCGAAGCUCCGGAAAUUGAAAAGGAAGUAAAACGCCUUCUCCGCGUGGACAACGAUGCCGUUAAUGUUAAGUACGAGAUCAUCAAUGAGGACGACGAUAAGUCGGGGGCAAUGCUUAAUUCCAAAGAUCAAUCCACCGACAACGAAGAAACACUACAAGACGACAAACUACUUAACGACUCAAACAAAGACAUCAAUGUUGAAUCUGAUGGCGAAGAAGAAAGACCAUCGUCGAUGCCAAGUAAUAUGCGCGAUGUUGCCGAACAUGAUAUCUUUGGAGAGGAAGUCUCCUCUUCCGACGAAGAAGAUCGUCCAGUGCGCCGCGACAUUGAGGAAACAUCUCGUUUGUCAGCAGAUGACAGUCGCAUGUCAGAAGAGUAUUCAAUGUCUGGAACUCAUAACAACACCAAGGAUAUAGUCACUGAGUUUAACAAGUCCAUGUUCGGAAGCCCCAAAGACCCCUCCAAAUCAUUCGGAGGCUCCAAUUCAAGUCUAGCCGGUCCGAGUGGAUUUUAUGAGGAACAAAAACGAAAUGAUUCUGAUGACGAAUACUCCAAUGAAGCGCAAAUGACACGAGAACAAAUCACGUCUAAAAUAUCUGAGCUUCGGGGCCAGUGUGACGAUCUAAAGGUGCAACAGUCGCAGAAGUCCCAAGAGAUCUCUUCUAUACAAAACCCAACACUCAAACAACGAUUACAGGAAACCCUCGAGAAUUUGUUGAGUCAAAUAGUUGAAAAAGAAUUGGAAAUACAAGAUUAUCAAAAUAUGCUCUAAUAUUCUAUAUUGCACUAAUUUUUUCUAUUUUUAUUUAUUGUUUUAUUUUUAGCUAUACAUUAUAAUUUGUCGUAAUUUGUACAUAUACAGAAUUAUUACGGCGAUAAAAAAAAAAUUAAUAAAAAUACCAUUUCUAUUAUGAUAAUAAAUUAAGUAACCACCAGGAA
Molecule: messenger RNA, 1516 nt
Organism: Eupeodes corollae
Lineage: Eukaryota; Metazoa; Arthropoda; Insecta; Diptera; Syrphidae
Gene: Taf7
Product: transcription initiation factor TFIID subunit 7
Exons: 3
Coding region: 96-1349 (417 amino acids)
Biological process (GO): transcription initiation at RNA polymerase II promoter; RNA polymerase II preinitiation complex assembly
Cellular component (GO): transcription factor TFIID complex
Molecular function (GO): RNA polymerase II general transcription initiation factor activity
Source: RefSeq, a predicted model, not a curated record